UUAUUGCUUCUCAAACGCUCUCUUCUUCGCCACACCGCCCACCUUUCUGGAAUCCAACAAAACCCUUCCCUCCUUCAUCCUUCGUCCUCCCGCUCUGGGCCCACCUGUGGGCCUCGCUUAGCGUUAUCUUCCUCUGCUCUCGUCCUUCUCUGGGCGAGGCUUACCCGUAAGGAUGAAGGAUUUCAAUACGGAUCUCUUUGACCCUGCAACCGUCAUGGACUCUGACUACUCCGGCGGCGCUUCCCCUUCCGACGCCGAUUUUGGCUUCGCUUUCAACGACAGUAACUUCUCAGAUAGGAUUCUCCGGAUCGAAAUCAUGGGGGAUUCUGCUGAGGCUCGCCCUGAUUCCGAUUGUUGUGCUACCAUCGCCGAUUGGGCUCGCCACCGAAAGAGAAGGCGGGAGGAUGCGAAGAAGGACAGCACGGAUCUUACGAUAUUGCCUGAUGAGCAAAUUUUGAAUGGGAACCAACUUGAUAUUGAUGAUGGUGUUGCCGGUGAAAAUCAAGAUGAAGAAGCUGUUGCAAUGGUUGAAGAAUGCCCUUCAGGUGAUGAAGCUGGAAAUAGCAAUGAUUCAAACUGGAGCAUGGAUUGCUCAACAGUUGUGAGGGUUAAGACACUACACAUCAGUUCUCCUAUUUUGGCUGCUAAAAGUCCUUUCUUCUAUAAGCUUUUCUCUAAUGGAAUGAAGGAGUCCGAGCAGAGACAUGUUACACUGAGAAUUAGUGCCUCCGAGGAGGCUGCUCUCAUGGAGCUUCUGAACUUUAUGUACAGCAAUACCUUGAGCACCACUACACCAGCUGCUUUGCUGGAUGUGUUGAUGGCUGCUGACAAGUUUGAAGUUGCUUCAUGCAUGAGAUACUGCAGCCGAUUGUUGCGGAAUAUUCCCAUGACACCUGAUUCUGCAUUGCUUUACCUGGAUCUUCCUUCGAGUGUCCUGAUGGCUGAGGCCGUCCAACCAUUGACUGAUGCUGCAAAGCAGUAUCUUGCUUCUAGAUACAAGGAUAUAACCAAGUUCCAGGAUGAGGUAAUGGGCUUGCCCUUAGCUGGAAUUGAGGCAAUAUUGUCUAGUGAUGAUCUUCAGGUUGCAUCAGAAGAUGCUGCUUAUGACUUUGUGUUAAGGUGGGCUAGAGUGCAAUAUCCCAAGCUGGAGGAGAGGAAAGAAGUUCUGGGUGCACGGCUUGCACGUUUAAUUCGCUUCCCUUACAUGACUUGUCGAAAACUUAAGAAGGUUUUGACUUGUAAUGACUUUGACCAUGAAGUGGCGUCUAAGCUUGUCCUUGAGGCCCUCUUCUUCAAGGCUGAGGCUCCACACCGCCAGCGCUCACUGGCUGCAGAGGAGUCUGCUGCCUUGAAUCGUCGUUUUGCUGAGCGGGCAUAUAAGUAUCGCCCUGUUAAGGUGGUGGAAUUUGAACUGCCAAGGCAACAGUGUGUGGUUUACCUGGAUCUAAAGCGGGAGGAGUGUGCCAGUUUGUUCCCUUCUGGCCGGGUUUAUUCUCAGGCAUUCCAUUUAGGCGGACAGGGGUUUUUCCUGUCAGCACAUUGCAACAUGGACCAACAGAAUUCUUUCCAUUGUUUUGGACUGUUUCUGGGCAUGCAGGAAAAGGGUUCAGUUAGCUUUGCCGUCGACUAUGAAUUUGCCGCAAGGUCAAGGCCGACUGAGGAGUUUGUUAGCAAGUACAAAGGUAAUUACUUAUUCACUGGGGGAAAGGCUGUGGGCUACAGAAACUUGUUUGCAAUUCCAUGGACUUCGUUUAUGGCUGAGGACAGUCUCUUCUUCAUCAACGGCGUCCUCCAUCUCAGAGCUGAGCUCACUGUCAGACACUGACAUCCGUUAAAUAUUCUGAGAACUUUUUCAAUCCACUUGAUGACUGACCUUGUUUAGGCUAUUUACUCAUAUUAUGUUAAACUGAUGGAAUCUUAAAAAUGUAAAAUAUCCAGGCAAAGUGCCUUUUGGUGGCUAGUGAGGCAUGAAAUCAGAGGGUUUUUGGAUCUUCUCGUGCUCAGCCACCCAAGAAAAAAUGUAAAUGGGCUUGAGCAGGUGCAGGAAGGGACAGGUCCUGUUUGGAAACUGACUUUCGUUAACAUGCUUUCAUUUUUCCCAUUUGGUUUA
Messenger RNA from Neltuma alba, 2110 nucleotides. Its product is annotated as BTB/POZ domain-containing protein POB1-like. Gene Ontology annotation, biological process: response to red light. Bases 173 to 1825 code for a protein of 550 amino acids. Lineage: Eukaryota; Viridiplantae; Streptophyta; Magnoliopsida; Fabales; Fabaceae. Gene Ontology annotation, cellular component: nucleus. The record is from RefSeq and is a predicted model, not a curated record. Gene Ontology annotation, molecular function: protein binding. The transcript is spliced from 6 exons.